Molecule: messenger RNA, 1359 nt
Organism: Wallemia ichthyophaga EXF-994
Lineage: Eukaryota; Fungi; Basidiomycota; Wallemiomycetes; Wallemiales; Wallemiaceae
Exons: 4
Coding region: 1-1359 (452 amino acids)
Molecular function (GO): oxidoreductase activity
Source: RefSeq, a predicted model, not a curated record
AUGACAUCAUCAAUCAACACGCUCCUCCGCUCUAAUCUGUGGCCGGGCACGACAACGACAUCGAAGAAGCUCGCACAGACACUCGUCAACACCGACAUAAGCAAAAAUGAUGCCUACUUCAACGAAAUGGGUUUCCACAACCACUUCACCCACGUCGUCUUUGCCGCGUAUGCUAUGGGUGCACAACCACACGCUCUCAACCGCGUAGCUGCCGCUGCCAGUGGCUACCAGAAACCUAUUCGUCCAGCCGAGAAAGGCACGCGCAUCACCCACGAUAAUUGGAAUAACGUGGAGCUGCUCGGUAACCGCGAUAACUACACCACUUACCUCUCCUAUUUCCGUGAGGCGGUGAAGGAUAGCGAUAACAAAGACAUUGCAACUCUCCUCGAGAAAUAUCUUUACAGUCGUGAAGCUAACGAUGGCGGCGUGUCUAUGCUCUCGAGAUUGUUCUCUGGCCUUAUACACCCGAUUAUACACCUGGGAUACGCGCUUGAAUUUGAGCACCUCGACAACAAGCGCGAGGUUCUCGCUCAGGCAUUCGCUUGGACAGCGACGCACAAUUCCGACUACAAUAAUGUCUUACCUGCUGAUCUUUGGAAUGAGCCAGAGAAGCCAAACGCACAACGCAAGACGGCAUUGCAGGUUUUGUUGGAUGUCCUCAAGAAUGAAGACUUGUCUCCAAGUAGCCCUCACACUCCAGUCAGAGAAGAUAAUAGCGCUCUCUCUACAACGAACAAACUCGCUGGCGGAAUCAUAGCAGAGGAGGCUGCCAACUUUGACUUGCCAGCUACAGAAAUUCCUGGGAAGGAACAUGAUAUCAUUCGCGAGCUUGCUUUCGCUGCCCUGUUUAUGUACGCGAAUGGAUGCUACAAAGCGCGCAAACAAUUCAAGCCUGAAUUUAUCUUGGUUCACAUCCUCAAUUCCUCCCACUUCAUUCCGUACGUCCUCUCCCACACACCAGAUCCACGCAACAAGCGUCUCUUCGUAGCUGCCUACCUCAGGGCUACACUGUUGGUAUAUGUUGCCCGCGGCAGACCAUCUGUACCCAAUAGUAGGGUGAUCAAUAACAGACCUCUGCCAGAGGAUGUCUCAAAUAUCUGGCUGCAAGUGGUAGAUGAUGCCCUCAAGCAGAAUGACGAACAUGUGACCAAGGCCGUGCGCACGCUCGCCUUCUACGGUUGCAAUUUCUGCCAGUACACCCCACCUGAAUUGCUCACUCUGGGCUUCGACGACACUAUCUGGAGCAGAGUCGCCCAGCAGCUCAUAGCCGCUUUUAAUCAGGGCUCUCAGUGGAGUUAUGAAAAACCUGGCUUCGAUCAAUCUUGGGAGGGUGAUCGCGAUGUCUACACUAACGAGUAG